This is a messenger RNA of Nyctereutes procyonoides (raccoon dog), 2844 nucleotides long. Its product is annotated as collagen alpha-1(I) chain-like. The transcript has 16 exons. The record is from RefSeq and is a predicted model, not a curated record. Bases 1 to 2844 code for a protein of 947 amino acids. NCBI's taxonomy places the organism in Eukaryota, Metazoa, Chordata, Mammalia, Carnivora, Canidae.
AUGGCGUCACUCCCGAGGGGCAGGGCAGACAGCUCGGCCCCAGAGCUGGACGACGAGGCGCCCACGUCGGGGCAGCAAGUGGUGACGGCUUGUUACGGCCGCCCCCGGACAUGCAUACAGCCCGCGGGACACUUCAGCUCUGGCCCUCGGGGCCUCGUGGCUGCCACAGGGACGGCCCUGCCACAGGGCUUCGAGGGCUCAGGAACAGAACCUUCCGGCAGCAUCGUUGACGGCAGAGGCCCUGCUCCCGGCCACGUGGCUCUGGGCGGUCCCCACACCCAGGGUGACCCCGUGGGCUCCCUCAACCCAGUGGCGUCCGUCCAGAGCGCUGGGGGUGUCUGCAGCGUCCGCGGGGCCCAGGCCCUUCUGAGCGAGGCCGAGUGGCCGCGGGGGUGGCCUGCCAUGGGGCCAGCUUUGGGUGGUGCCUUCCGCCUCGCGCUGGAGGCCAGGUUUGGGGGCGCACCACCUCCCCACCCUGACCUCGCCUCGGCAGCUCCCAGCCCAGCCUUGGAACGUUCUCGUCUCCCAGGCUUUGCGAACAGCAGUGCCGUUGUGGUGCCCGUCCGGGCCCACCCUGGAGGCGGCCUGGCGCUGCUGGUCUCUCUGCGGCCUGGCGUCCCUGACGGGACCUGCUGCGCCGUCCGCCGCUGUGACCCGCGCACACCUCGGGAGCCACCCGAGCUGGGGCCCUUCUCCUGCCCCUCCCUGCCGACGGUGGCCGCGCUGGCGGGCAGGCCCUGUCCCAGUCUGCUCCGGCCCCACAGCCGACCCCGCUGCGGGGACAAACAGCAGGCCACCCUGGCCCCAGCCGAGCCCGGGGACCGUUCCAGCUGGGACAGGACCCUGGCCGAGCCCCCGGCCCCAUCUGCUCCAGGGGAGCGAGCGGCCGCAGGGGCGGGAGGGGCCCAGGGAGGGCUCAGGCCAGCUCCCCGCAAACCGCAGAUGCUGCCCGAAGCUCAGCUCGCGGCGGCGGAAAUGAUGACAGGUGCCACGGCCUCCAGGCCGCCUGUCACUGACACCAGCUGCCGCCCGUCAGCAGCCCGCGCAGGGCCCCCGCUCCAGGCCAGCCCCCCGCCCCGCCGGGCCCCUUCCCGGUGGUCGGGCUCCCCCCGCCAGCCAGGGCAGCUGCUGUGGCCCCGGGGUCUGGCUGGACGGGAGCCCGCUGGGAGUGAGGUGAAUCACCCCGAGAGCUGGGUCGCAGGUGCCGGGGGGGGGGGGCCCGGGAAGGGAAAUAGCUCCGGCUCCUUGGAUGUCACAGGCUUCCUGGAGGAGGCGUCUGAGGAAUGGGCGGGCGGGGCCGGGGGCAGCACAGGGGCCCACGGGGGUCGACUGGGGUGUGAGGCCCACCCGGGCCGCUGGCGGGAGGUCGGGGCGAGGCUGGACGGGAGACCCAGCAGGUCGUUCUGGGACACCUCGUGGAAGGCCCAGGAGCCUGGGCUGCAGCAGCUCAGCGCCCGUGUUCCCUUUGCCAUCCCUGCGCCCUACACCCCGGCUGCCGUGGGGCCUGCUGCGGGAGGAGGCUCGGCAGCCCCGGGCCGCGGGGUCACGCAGCCCCUCACGCGGGGUCGGGACGCUCCCUGGGGGCCGGCGCUGGCAGCAGCCGCCGCUUCCCCCUGCCCCCCGGCGGUCUUGUCUGUGCUGUGGCUGGAGGGGGGACCCCUGGUGGCCUCACGGGUCGCAGAGACCCCGGCCCUGGAGCUCCUGGGUGCCACGGGGCCGCCGGAGGCCCUCGAGUGCCAGAGAACUCAGAAGCCUUUUGUGUUCAGGGGUGACGCCCAGCACGACCCCCGCUGGCUGGGGGACUUGGCUUCUGUUUCCGGGACCAUCCCCCCACCGGGCCCCGAGGGCUCAGCACUGCAGGUGUCCGUGUGUCCUGCAAAAGAGGGGGCAGUCGGAGCCGCGGGUGCCCGUCUGCAUCGGGAGCUGACCCGGUGGCUGCUUACUCGCCUCUGCCACGGGGUCGAAGUGUGGGACAGGUUCAGGGCGUCCUGGGCUGGCAACGUGAGCCUUCCAGACACUGAGCUCUGGCUAAAGAUCCAGAGACUGAUUCUGGGAGCAGAUCUCCGUUUCCCGUCACAGCCCCCGGCGCCCCGGGGCCACGGCGUGGGGCCCUCCGAGUACCGUGGGGCCCGGCGCAAACACUCGGGAAGCACAGCUCUUCUCCCCGAGGACGACGAGCCCCCCAUGGCAGGUGUCAGCUCCUCCUGGAGAGGUCAGCCGUGCCGGAACCUACUGGGCCAGCUCACCCCGGGACCCCGCGGGGCCAUCCCCUCAUCCUGCUCUCGAGACUUCGUCCCCGUGGAAGGGGCAGCACCUGCAGGCCCGGGGCUCCAUGAGGCGUCUGCCCCGUGUCUCUUCGUCAUCGCGGACUCAGCACGUCCUCAGCUCGGGCCCGCCGUGGCCGUAGGACCUCGGUGCUGCUGGGGCCACUGCUCCACGGCCCUGUGCACUUCGAGGUCCCCCCAGUGCUGGGGUGUGGGGCUGCACCCGGCCCCGCAGGCCCCUCUGCCCCCACCUGCCCGAGCUGUGCGCCUCAGGAUGGAGCCUCCGGCUGCAGAGGGCAGCUCCCGGGGCCACCGACCGCUGGGCUGCGGCCCUGGUCUCCUGGGCACCUCCGGCCAGCGGGCUGUGCUGCUGAGAAACGAAGCGGGGAACCCGGGUGGGCUGUUCACCGCGCUCACCCCGCAGCCAUCGCCAGCCUCGGGGUCGCACCGUGAAGCUCCUUGUGACGUGCAGCCCCCAGGAAAGACGCUCGCAAAGACCAAAGGGAGCAGCCUGUGCGUCCCCGAGCUGACUGCGAGGCCCGCUGCCCUGAGCACCGACACGGGGUGCUGCUGGGACUGA